AUGAACAAAAUUUUGCGCGGAGUUAUCAAGUUUCGCAAUACUAUACGUGUUGAUUUGAUCGAACAGUUCAAUAAAAUAAGCGACCAUCCCGAUCCAACAGCUGUGAUGUUUACUUGCAUGGAUUCUCGAAUGCUACCAACAAGAUUCACUCAAUCCCAAGUCGGAGACAUGUUUGUUGUUCGAAAUGCAGGCAAUAUGGUUCCAGAUGCCCCCAACUAUGGUCGAUUUUCGGAAGUUUCUGUGAACACUGAGCCCGCUGCUUUGGAGUUGGCGGUUAAACGAGGUGGCAUUCGACAUGUUGUUGUUUGUGGACAUUCGGAUUGCAAGGCAAUCAAUACACUUUACGGAUUACAUCAAUGCCCAAAAAAUUUUGAUGUCGAAUCACCAAUGGAUCAUUGGGUCAGAAGAAAUGGGUUCAAAUCAGUUCAAAGGUUGAACGAAAGACUGCAUAAAGGUCCAUCGUUGAUGAAAUUUGAAAGUGAAGUAUCACCAUCACAAUCGUUUGAAGCAAUUAUUGAUCCAUUUGAAAAGCUGACGGUUGAAGAUAAGCUUUCUCAGAUUAACGUUCUUCAACAAAUGAUUAACAUUUCCUCUCAUGAGUUCCUCAAGGAAUACCUUGAAAAUGGCAAACUUCAUGUUCACGGAAUGUGGUUUGAUGUGUACAAAGGCGAAGAUUAUUUAUUCUCAAAAGAUAAAAAGAGAUUCAUCGUCGUUAAUGAAGAAACGGUUUCAAAGUUGCUUGACGAAUUGAAUGCAAGAUGUCCAGUUCCAACAGGCGAAAAUGAAAAAGUUGCGAUUACGCAUUCCAAUUGA
Molecule: messenger RNA, 813 nt
Organism: Caenorhabditis bovis
Lineage: Eukaryota; Metazoa; Nematoda; Chromadorea; Rhabditida; Rhabditidae
Source: the annotation of a GenBank genome assembly